UCUCUUCUCGUCAGUGGGGAGCCAUCAUCGGGGAAGUACACCAGCAGGGAGGGUUAAAGAUCGAAAAGAAAAGCAAAGAGGCAUCUGGCAACUCGUCAUCAUAGUUUUCCAUCACAGACGUAAUCAUUCCGGGGCUUUCUGGUCGAGGCACGUGAUUCGCUGCGGGAGCCCAAAUUUCUAGACUCGGAUGCUUAUUCUCUGCACCCCCUUUUUUAGCACGGUUCAUUCCAGUUGAUGAGAGCGGUCCUUUUAGCCGGUGAUUGCUGGUUGUGUUGCUUAUUCCAACUGGACUGUCUGUCUUCGGUGUUGGUGGAGUGCAAGUGCUUGAUCUUUCCGUGUUUCAGCUCAGGUCUGUUGUGGCACCCUCACUACCGAUCGCCACCUCGAGCUGGUGAAGAGCAUACAGCCUGUGCAUCGUCUUCGGUGUAAUCUUCUCUGUUCUGAACCGCCAUUCCAUCAGUAAAGUCUUAAGGACAGUAGUUUGCAUUGCGGAGCCUGUACUUGAGCAUUGAGCCUCUUGAUCACUUUGCAGUGGAUUCCUUCUCCUUCACCUAUGCUCCAAAUUUCAGGCUGUGUGUAGUUUCAUUUCCUCGCUUUCUAAGGUUCAGAUUCAAGAGAGCUUCCUCUGACACCUCGCGAAUUUGAUGUAGUUACAACACUUUACUCUCAGGUUCAUAACUUCUGCUUCAUUGGAGGUGUAUUGUGUAGAUUUUAGAUGAUUGUGAGUUUCAAGUGGUUCUCAUUAGUAGCGUCUCUCUGGGUAAGCUUAGGUGGUAAACCUUCAGACAAUGUGCCAGGAAGUUGUUAGUCCAUCAUCUCUCAUGUCUGGAUUUGUGAAAUUGUUCAUCUGGGAGGCACGCAACUUCUCCAUUUAACAAUUUUUACUAGACACUUCCAAACAAUGACUCUCCAAAUUUUGUCCAAGCGGUCGUGCCCUGUUGAAGUAGGUCCAUCGGCAAAGCGAUGGAAAUCUCAAUCCAGCUGGGCAAUCGAGGGCGUGGCCCCGGUUGCAGCGACCUCUGCAGCAGCAGAAGCAGCGGAAGGGUCAGCUUGUGUGAAGCAGGAAGACCCGAUAACACUGCAGGAGCCCACUUCAGUCCUGGAUUUACAAACCAGUCCGGGGCGGUCGUCCUCCUCGGGCUCUUUGUCAUCCCAUUCCAGUCUUUCCGGUGACGAAACCAGCUUCCCUUCUCUCGCUGGAACUGACAUAUGCAGCGAGGACCAAACCUCCAGUGAACUGCUCCCCGUCUCGACUGUUGAGAGCGUGCACAAUGACCAUGAUAUUGCCAGCUGGAUGGAAUGUAUGGAGGAUCCUAAUGGACCCCUGGCGCUCACAGACUUCUCCAAAUGUGAGGAGGGUGGGGAGGUUCGUCAGGCAGAGGUGAAAUUAGAUGGAGGCAUCGAGACUGGAAUUGACCAUUUUGUGAACGCAGACAUCGAUUUUGGCUUCGAGCUGAGCUUGGACGAUAACGACCAUGAGGCCUUUGCGAAUUACAUGCUCUCUGAUCCCGGGCUCUGUCUUAUGGACGAGCCGAAAUUUCUCAACUUCCCCGAAGGAUUUCAAGAUGCCCACAGGCUGCUGGAAUUAGGUGACUCCCUAUCAUCAAUGAUAGAUUCCGCCCCAGGAAUUGGAGUAGGGGAGGUUCAAUCUAGCGAUGCAUCGUCUACUCCAGGAAGCGAUGUCUCUUACGAGCCUGGGUACAGUGGAUCACAGAACUGGGAGUCCAAUCCCCUUGAGGUGCAACAGCCCCUCGACAGUGGGCUUCAACUGGUACACCUUCUGUUGGCUUGUGCUGAAGCCAUCGAAGAGUCCAAUUUCGACACUGCUCGGCCUAUGCUGAGUCGUCUGAAAGCCAUUUCGAACCCAUACGGAGACCCCAUGCAAAGAAUUUCGCUCUACUUCGCCGAUGCUUUGAGUGAUCGACUAACCAAGGAAUCAGAGACUCCAGUUUCAGCUGCUCCGAUCUCAUCGCCUGUGGAGCUGGACACUGACCUUGCCUAUCAGUCGUUCUAUGAGGUUCUCCCUUUCGCCAAAUUCACCCAUUUCACUGCUAAUCAAGCAAUAUUUGAGGCUGUUGGUUACCACAACAAGAUUCAUGUGGUGGACCUGGAUAUCCAACAAGGUUUGCAAUGGCCGUCUUUCCUCCAGACGCUGGCUCUUCGACCUGGAGGUCCGCCGAGUUUGAAGAUAACCGCCGUAGGAACGAAUGCUGCAUCGUUGCAAUUAACCAAGCGGCGGCUGUCCGAAUUUGCCCAAGCACUUGAAGUGCCCUUUGAGUUGAUUGUAUUAGUCGAAGACUUGGACAACCUUGAUAAGGAAAAGUUCCAGAUAGAGCCUGACGAAGCUCUCGCCGUCAAUUGCUCCCAAGUUCUGCAUCGUCUCUCUGGCAGUGAAGCUGUUCUUCAGAAGCUCUUGCUGCUACUACGCAGCCUUAAUCCUGAGGUGGUCACUCUUCUCGAAGUCGAAGCAAACCACAAUGGCGCCAACCUCAUAUCUAGGUUCGUGGAGGCUCUCCAUUACUACUGCGCCCUCUUCGAUGCCCUGGAAGCUUCUGUAAGCAGCGACAGCCCUGACAGGUUCCGCAUCGAAAACAUCACCUUAGCUUCAGAGAUACGGGGCAUUGUUGCUUUGGAGGGCAGCGGCCGCGGUGCCCGCCACGUCAAAUCCGAAACUUGGCAGAGUCAUUUCACGAAAUGUGGAUUCCGCAACCGGCCUUUGAGUUCAUAUGCCGUGCAACAGGCGCAACUUCUGCUCGGGUAUUUCGUCACAGGGGAAACCCCGACGUAUAAGCUUUCAGAAGAGUUCGGUGUGCUGAUCAUGGGGUGGCAAGAUACCCCCGUCAUGGCUGUCUCGUCGUGGAGUUGCUAACCCUUGUGGGCCUGGCGACUUCGAUGCGCAACGAGUUGAAUCAAUCUAGCGCGAGGAGCCGCCGAAAAUGACAGUAGAAGUAGGAUAACUCAUGUACAAAAGUGUAUCAGUAGGUGUCUCUGAGUGGGUGCCGAUGGGUCUAAUACCAACGAUUGGCCCUGUAGAUGCUUGGCCCUAUUAGCGUAGUUUAUUUGCGGAUUAGUGCCUGCUUAGAACGUUAGUAGAUUUACUGAUCUAUUGUUUGGUGUGCGCAAUGCACACUGGCAACAUUGUACAUAUGCAGCCUAACUGAACCAGAGAAUCUGGUGAAAUGGACCGCAACCCUAGCUUUCGUUCU
This is a messenger RNA of Physcomitrium patens, 3206 nucleotides long. Its product is annotated as DELLA protein RGL2. The record is from RefSeq and is a predicted model, not a curated record. NCBI's taxonomy places the organism in Eukaryota, Viridiplantae, Streptophyta, Bryopsida, Funariales, Funariaceae.